This is a messenger RNA of Aaosphaeria arxii CBS 175.79, 537 nucleotides long. RefSeq lists its product as uncharacterized. The record is from RefSeq and is a predicted model, not a curated record. The transcript has 2 exons. Bases 1 to 459 code for a protein of 152 amino acids. NCBI's taxonomy places the organism in Eukaryota, Fungi, Ascomycota, Dothideomycetes, Pleosporales.
AUGGGUGAUAUGCCUCCGGAGCGCGCAAGGGCGUGGCUGUGGCAUUCCAACCUACAUCCCCAUAAGGCAAAAUGUCCUCGAUGUUUCCACGAGGAUCUGGAUACAUCGCAAGUAUUCGAAUUUUUCGAAACAUUGGUUCGCGGUCGGGACCUCGCCUCCGAGAGGGAGCACAUGCCAGACCAGAGAGUUUAUUAUGAGACACUUGGGACGACGAUGGCUUUCUUGAGAGUGCGUGGAAAGAGGGAGGAGGUAGCGAGAGGUGUGAAUGUGGAGGAGAGUGCGAGAAUGCUGUGCCCCUUGCGUGCUCCAGUGUCUCGCCAUGUGGUUGGCGAUGAUGCGCGAGCAAGACACACUGUGUGUCCUUGCACGCACGCCCAUGAAGGACCAUCCAUCGACCUCGUGCAAGGAGAAAAUGCUUCGGGUUGGUAUUUCAGUCACACCAAAGAGACUUCGCACUAGGUUCAGAUGUAAUACAAUUCCCGCACUCCCCUCCCUCACUAAAGAGAAACCCCAUACCUCCCGACUCACGUUGAUGCC